Molecule: messenger RNA, 1497 nt
Organism: Leptosia nina
Lineage: Eukaryota; Metazoa; Arthropoda; Insecta; Lepidoptera; Pieridae
Source: the annotation of a GenBank genome assembly
AUGUCUUUUACAAUACUAUGCUCAUUUGUGUUUGCGUUUUAUGUUGUUAUUUGGUUUUUUGAUUCGUUUUUUAAGAGCUGUAUGCACUACCCAUAUUAUGCUUUUUUGGAAGGAACAGGCCUUAAAGUUGGUAUUUUAAAUUUAACUUGGACCACUGCUGCAUUUAACAGGUGUAUAUACAGGUGGAGCAAGAAUCUAAAUCGAGUUUUAAGGAAAUGGUUCACAUUUGGAUACUAUUUAACUGUAGGAUUAUUCUUGCCUUUUGUGAUAUGGACAUUAGCAUCAUUUAUAAUUGAACAUUUAAAUGAAACAAUACAUGUCUCUGGUGUUCCUGAAGUGAAGGCAAUGUUACCUGGUGUAAAUAUUCCAGCUUCAGAUUUUUGGUUAUACUUCUUAGCUAUCGCAUCUAGCUCAAUUUUUCAUGAAUUAGGCCAUGCUAUGGCUGCAUCCCAUGAGGAUGUCCAAGUAUUAGCUGUUGGUGUUCAUAUUUUUGCAAUAAUACCAAUAGCUUUUGUUCAUCUCAACACUGAACAUUUAAAUAGUUUGCCUGCUAUGAAAAGACUCAAAAUUUACUGUGCAGGAGUAUGGCACAACUUGGUUCUAGCUUUUAUUGCUAUGAGUUUAUUCUUCACAGCUCCAGUUCUAUUUAGUAUUGCCUAUGAAACUGAUAUAGGUGUUAGGGUAACAGAUUUCUCAUCAGACUCACCAUUAAAAGAUGCCAGAGGCCUUGAUAAAGAUGAUGUUAUAAGAACUAUCAAUGGUUGUGAUAUAAAGGAUUCAUAUGAUUGGUCCUACUGUUUACAUGUUGCUCAUGACAGGUUUGGAAUAUGUACAAGUGCUGAGUUUAUUGCACAAAAUGAUGAAAUUAUGAUGGAAACAUUGAAGGAGAGUGGAGUUGUUGAAUGUUGCAGAAAAGAUGACCUUUAUAGCUUUUGUUUUGAGUAUAUGGAACCAAAGUUAGUGGUUGACUCAGUUUUACCUGGACAGUAUUCUUGUUUGAAACCAAGAGAUAUGGUAAAGGAAAAACUAAUUAAGUGUACUGAAGUUGGUGGAUAUGCUUGUCCUAGAAACAUGCACUGUUUGAAGCCAUCCCUCAAUAACCACACAUAUUUUAUCAUCAUAGAAAGGAAAGAUAAUAAUGCAGUAUUAUUCUUGGGUUUGCCAUAUGACAUCUAUAAGACUGUAUUUGUGGAUCAGUACUUUCCUAGACUUGGAAUAUUUUCCUUCUUUUCCCCAUCACAGUUUGAAAAACUUCUUAGGUAUAUCUUUAUAUUUACAAUGGGUAUUGGAUUUUUAAAUAUAAUACCAUGUUAUGGAACAGAUGGACAUCAUAUAGCCAGAAAUCUUAUCCAAAUGUUAGCAAAGGCUUUAAAUAAAAAUGGAGAAUUUGUGACAUUUUGCACUGUGUUAACUGUCAUUAUAGGAACAGGUGUUACAAUACCCAUUUUAGUAUACUUAUUUUAUAAGGCUAUUUAUUUAGAUGAACUUGAUUAUUGA